UCCCUCUCCUUCUUCUUUCUUCACACACACCAGAGAAACAGACUGACACCUCAUUUUCUCUAAGCGAGCUGCCGCUGCUUUCUCCCUCCUCAUUCCGUCCUUUGUUCGUUCUCUUCACUUCACCCACACACUAAUCUCUCAUGGAACAAAGCUAAAAAGAGUUCUGGAUUCAAAAAAAAAAAGAAAAGAAAAAUCCGAGUUCCAGAUUUGAAAAAGAAAAAGAACAAAAAAAAUUCCCAUAAACAAAACGAAACAAAACAAAUGAUCAAAAAGGGAAUUUGAAGCUGUUGGAUUGAAGAGCUGUUGUUUGUUGCUGGACUCGUUUGCCUCAAGUUGCUGAGUUUCAAUUCUACAACUUCCGACCUUCAUUUGGUUGAGUUCAUUCGUUUUUCUGCUAUUAGGCUAUUGAUUGACCUUUCUUCGGAAUCAGAUAGAUGGUUGCUUUCUAGUUCAGUUCCCUGUAUAGCAGAAUUGAGAAAUGAGUUUGAUUUCACGUCUGAGGCAUCGUUUGCCUGGUGUACUCUUGAGACAAUCGGUUCGAUCGAAUGUAGCUGACUCCUGUUUCAUUACCUCAUCUGUGUUUACUCGACACUUUUCUCAGCCUGCCAGGAAAGAGGAGGAAGACAAGGAAGAAGUAGAGAUUGACCAGAGAAAGCUUCCGGCUGAUUAUGAUCCUGCAACUUUUGAUCCUACUGAGCAUCGUAGUCCUCCAUCCGAGAGGGUAUGGAAGCUUGUAGAUGAAGUUUCAGGACUAACAUUGGUUGAAGUUGCAGAACUGUCUUCCAUUAUUAUGAAGAGGUUGGGUAUGACUGAGCAACCAAUGGUCGGUGUUAUGAAGGCAGGAGCUGCUGGAUUGGCAGCAGCAGCUAUGAAGGGACCGGAAGCAGCCAAGGAAGAAAAGAAACCAGAGAAAACUGUUUUUGAACUUAAACUGGAAUCAUUUGAUGCUGCUCAAAAGAUAAAGAUAAUCAAAGAGGUCCGCAGUUGUACUGAGUUGGGACUCAAGGAAGCGAAGGAGUUAGUCGAAAAGACUCCUGCUAUUUUUAAGAAGGGGGUGUCGAAAGAAGAAGGAGAACAAAUCAUUGAGAAGAUGAAAGCUGUUGGAGCAAAGGUUGUUCUGGAAUGAUAAUGAACAAGACAUUUGGUUUGAUACUGAGUUAAUCCAAAAGUAUUUGAAAACUAAAUUAUGCUUCAUUAGGCUUUGCGUUUUUGUAGUCUACUUUUCUUUCCUUUCCUGAAACCCCUCAGCUGUAGCUCACAAAUAAUUGUGUCCAUCAUUUUUGAUUGACAUGCUUAGCAGAAGGAAUGCGACUUAGUUGUAGUCUACUCUUGUAAUUGGCUGUAAUACGGGAUUAAUGAUUCUUUUCUUAUGGGUGGCUGGUUUGGAAGGAAAUGUGUUGUUACAGUGCUCAUUGAUAUCUAAUGCACGAAAGGCGUGAACUUUUCUCUUUUGUUUUGAUA
Messenger RNA from Nicotiana tabacum (common tobacco), 1461 nucleotides. RefSeq lists its product as uncharacterized. Gene Ontology annotation, cellular component: mitochondrion; ribosome. Gene Ontology annotation, biological process: translation. Gene Ontology annotation, molecular function: mRNA binding; structural constituent of ribosome. Lineage: Eukaryota; Viridiplantae; Streptophyta; Magnoliopsida; Solanales; Solanaceae. The record is from RefSeq and is a predicted model, not a curated record.